AUGCCUGGCAAACCCAAACGCAUUGUUAUCGUCUGCAGGGAACGUCUACAGAAUGGGACUCCGGAGACAGCAGACAUGUACCGACAGACCAAGCAGUGUGCGGCUUUGGCGGUCGCGGAGGCAAAUACUCGGACAUGGGAGGAGUUCAGGGAAUCCAUGGAAAGCGACUUCCAAACGGCUUCUAAGCGAUUCUGGAUUACAAUCCGCCACCUCAGGAGGGGGAAACAGUGCACUGUCAACAACGUGUAUGGUGGGGAUGGAGCGCUUGGAGUCCACAUCUCUAAUGACUUCUCCUGGACAGUCAACACCACAUCAAUCAUCAAGAAGGCUCAGCAGCGGCUACACUUCCUUAGAGUCCUCGGGAAGUACAACCUGAAGCCUGACCUGCUGCUGACCUUCUACCGCUCGUCCAUCGAGAGCCUGCUGACCUACUGUAUUACGGUAUGGUACGGCAGCUGCACUGCAGCAGACAGGGAGAGGCUGCAAAGAGUGGUCAAGACGGCUCAGAAGAUCAUCGGCCGCCCUCUCCCCUCUCUGACGGACAUCUACACCUCCCGCUGCCUCAACAGAGCCAGUGCCAUCAUCAAAGACAGCACCCACCCUGGCUCUGACCUGUUCCACCUGCUGCCCUCUGGGAAGCGCUACAGGGUUGCAGGGAAAGCGAUGUCAAAACUUUCCACAAUUCUUGGGGGUGGAGCGUCACUAGGCUGCACAACAGGGCAUCUUUACACUCGAAAAACUAACGAGGAAGCGCCACAAACACAUAGCAUCAGCUUAAAGUCAUGGCGCUCUGUAGGACUCUGGUCACUAUGGGCCCCAACUGUGGAACAGCCUGUUGCAGAGCCUCAGGACAGCAAAGACUAUUGA
Nerophis lumbriciformis (worm pipefish) is the source of this 867-nucleotide messenger RNA. The record is from RefSeq and is a predicted model, not a curated record. Lineage: Eukaryota; Metazoa; Chordata; Actinopteri; Syngnathiformes; Syngnathidae.